Callithrix jacchus (white-tufted-ear marmoset) is the source of this 1562-nucleotide messenger RNA. The record is from RefSeq and is a predicted model, not a curated record. Lineage: Eukaryota; Metazoa; Chordata; Mammalia; Primates; Cebidae.
AUGGUGCUUUUCCCCACCCACCAGCCCGUCAUCCCGGACAAGUGGCAGCGCUCAGCCUCGGAGGGCAGCACCAGACUGGACAUGUUUAAGCACAUCAGCCUCAUGACCUUGGACAGUCUGCAGAAAUGUGUCUUCAGCUUUGAUAGCAAUUGUCAGGAGAAGCCCAGUGAGUAUAUUGCUGCCAUCUUGGAACUCAGUGCCUUUGUAGAAAAAAGAAACCAGCAGAUUCUCCUGCACUCGGACUUCCUGUAUUAUCUGACUCCUGAUGGGCAGCGCUUCUGCAGGGCCUGCCGCCUGGUGCACGACUUCACAGACACCGUCAUCCAGGAGCGGCGCCGUACCCUCCCCACUCAGGGUACUGAUGAUUUCUUCAAGGACAAGGCAAAGUCCAAGACUUUAGACUUCAUUGAUGUGCUUCUGCUGAGCAAGGAUGAAGAUGGGAAGGAGUUGUCUGAUGAGGAUGUAAGAGCAGAAGCUGACACCUUCAUGUUUGGGGAUGAGGGUCUCAGUGUGGGACUACAGUGGGGACAGGAGACUCUCCGUCCCAGGGACGUGGUGGGUAAACCCUAGAUCACUCCAAUCUGCCCGUCCUCCCCCUCCCUACACUCUCCCUGAGGGCCUGAAAGUAUGGCUGCUGUCCACCAUCUGGUGCUGAAGCAGCUCAGAAAGCCAGUUUUGCUUGGCUGUCCUUCAGACCAUGACACCACAGCCAGUGGUCUCUCCUGGGUCUUAUACCACCUUUCAAGGCAUCCAGAAUACCAGGAAUGCUGCCAGUAAGAAGUCUGAGAGCUUCUGAAGGACCAUGAGCCUAUAGAGAUUGUUGAAACCCCCCUCCCCUGCACAGAGACUGUCCGGCAGGUAUGGGGCUGGAAGGCUUUGCAUAGCCUCAGAGUCCUGGGACCCAAACUUUUACUCAGACCACGGGAGCAGGUGAGGCAAGAGUUGGGCAAGGUAGACCUUUAAUCCACCUCAUAGACUGGAGUGUGGGCUUAUGGCGUUUCUCCUUUCACCCAAUUAGCUUUCACUUUCAAUGUAUCUCUGUGCAGAAGGCUCAACUAGGUGUGUCAGACAUUGUAAAUCCUCCACAUAAAUUAUAGUUUAACUGGAAUACAGAGACCAGGUAGGAGGAGGAGAGGAAAGGUAGAGAUAUUUAUCUCUUCUCCUUUAUUAGAAAGAAACCUGGCAUAAGAAAGUUCAUGCUUCAUGGGCCAAAGAGUAAAUCAGAAAUCUGCAGGGGUGAUGCCCAUGGUGGUGGUGGUGGGGGGAAUUCUCUGCCCUGGGACCUCCCUUGAAUUAAUUUCUCCCCAGGACAAUGGGAAAUAACAUUUAAUCCUUGGAGGAUUUUGUUUGUUUGUUUUUUGCCUGAGAGUGACUCUGAUCCUGUUUCUCAUGGUCGUGCUCCUCAGCAUUGUACUGAGUAAGUCACUGGCCUUGUAGCAUCUGGAGUGACCCAAGAUCCCCAGUUCCCACGUCACAAAUGAGGAUCCCACAUACUUGGGGAAGAAGUGGAACAUUAUUUCUGGGUGUGUCUGUCUAAUCUAUUCAUCCUAUCUGUCUAAUUU